UCCGGCGUUGAGGAGCGUGUGAAGAUGCUCUCAGAGUGACUGACACUCGGCUGAACAGGUUACUUGGCCGGUGCGAAAUUCGAUAGUAAACAUGCAGCCGCGGCAUUAUCAUAGUGAGUGACCGUUGUUGUAAUACGCGCGAUUAUAAAAAAAAAAUGGCAGAGCACCUGUCAAAACGGCCUUCUAAAGGAAUCCUAAAGACGUCCAGCAGUUUUGAUAAUCCAGAGGCGCCUAGACCAAGCAAAGAGACAAAAUGGGACGAAAUGAAUAUUAUCGCCACUCUUCAUCCUCCUGACAAGGAUUACGGGCAUAUGAAAAUCGAAGAACCAAAAACCCCGUAUAAUUUUGAGGGCCUUCAAAAUGAACAUGAAUUUGAUCAGUUAGAUGCUGGUGCUCUCACAGCAAAAUUAGCUGGGGGUAGCAAGCCAAAAAUUUUUGAAGAAACCCAGGAAGAUGAAGAAGAGGAAGAAGAGGAGACUCCUGAACAAAGAGAAAAAAGGAGAGCCUUUGAGGCGAAGAGGAAAGGUCACUAUCGAGAGUGGCAUGCUGUACAAUUAGCGAGAAAACAACUCUUAGAGCAAGACGAGGAAGAUGAAGAAGAUGAGCAUGAAGAUGGUGAGGAUAAAAAUAACGAGGAAAAUUCCUCCGAAGAAGAAAACAAUUUUGACACUCGUUACAAAUGCAUGCCGUCCUGUGAUAGAAGCGAAAAGAAAUAAACGAAAAAUCUUAAUUAGCAACGUUAUUUUAUAAAUCGUCCAUAGUAAUCGUAACUUUGCGCCGACAUCUAUCUUUACCGUUCAUCGCUGUUCCGACCGGAGUACAUCGAGCUGCAGGAAAGAUGUCUAUUACGUCUAAACGCCCAAACUCAAUUAAAUCCCGCAUUUCAAUUAUGUACAUAUAGCUCUAUUAGUCUCAUUCUCUGUAAAUAAAUAUCUCGGGAACUUGAUUGUUUAGGAUAAAAUGCUGGUAGAUUUUUCUAGCAUUAGAUAAAGUGACAGUGAUACUAUAUAUCCCCGCGACUUAGCUAUUAAUUUAGCUCAAUGACCCAAAUAAGCUGUGCACAAAGCAAGACCUGUCGAAUUUAAUGAAACGUGACAUUUGUCUAUCUAUCUUUACAUGGGUCGCGAUAGAAGCUUCGCUCACACCGUUUCGCGUACGUUGUUAACAGGCCUAUUGACAUUAUUUUAUAGCGCCGGUUCAUACACAUAGCGAUGUGUUAUCGUGAAAUUUACCCUUUUGGAGGAAAAAGAAAUUUACAGGGCUGAGGAUUCUUGAUCAUUGGAUCAAAAUUCGACGAACAAUAAGGCUGAACGAAGCGCUCCUACAAGUAGUAAGAUACUAAGAGACGCCAUAUACGAUAUUUACUUACAGUAAGAAACUUGUGUAUUUAAAAGUGUUAGUAUAUGUGUAAUACAUUACAAAUCCUGCACUAGCGUAGCUGCACACUAUACAACAUCAGAAUGCACGACCUCAAAUUUUCGUUUUUUCUUAUAAUGUUUGAUUUUAUUUUCUAAACUCUCUGUAAAAGAGGAAAUAGCGUAGAUUAAUACGUAAGUAGAUGUAACAAGACCAUCAAGUUUGUGCUAAACAAACUACUUCAUCUAGUAACUCAUGCUGUUUAUAAGAUGUAUAUUUACGAAAGUAAUAACGUGUCGAGCAUAGAAACGUCCAUGUGCGGCGGUAAUGUGUUUAGUAUAGUAAUGUAAAACAAAAGGAAAUAACGUUGUAUGUAUCUAAUUCAAAAUAUUUUGAAUGUCUGUAUCUUAUAGUGGAAUACAACAGUAUUAACAGAUUCUGAACGGUGUAAUUGUAUGCAUGAUGUCUCAAAGUAAAUAAAUAUAAAUUACAUUGUGGUCAUAA
This is a messenger RNA of Odontomachus brunneus, 1860 nucleotides long. RefSeq names its product protein phosphatase inhibitor 2-like. Gene Ontology annotation, biological process: regulation of signal transduction. Gene Ontology annotation, molecular function: protein phosphatase inhibitor activity. The record is from RefSeq and is a predicted model, not a curated record. NCBI's taxonomy places the organism in Eukaryota, Metazoa, Arthropoda, Insecta, Hymenoptera, Formicidae. Bases 156 to 716 code for a protein of 186 amino acids. The transcript is spliced from 4 exons.